This is a messenger RNA of Drosophila kikkawai, 1266 nucleotides long. RefSeq lists its product as uncharacterized. Lineage: Eukaryota; Metazoa; Arthropoda; Insecta; Diptera; Drosophilidae. The record is from RefSeq and is a predicted model, not a curated record.
UAUAAAAUUCUAUAGCAUUGCAUCUCCGACUCUCCCAAAAAGCCUACCGAAAACUUCCAAAUAUAUUUUAAAUAAAAUUCCUGAAAGAUAAAGAAGAAAAUUCCAAAGAUGUGCGACAUAAGCGAGUACGCCCUAGACCGCCAGUUUGCCACCCAAGUGCGAGCUUUGGGCGAGGUUUACGCAGAGAACAUCAGUUGCCAGGACUUUGAUCUCAGCCAGCACUGGCUGCAGGCCUUCCAGGAGGUGAAGCCAAUAGCCAAGUACGCCAGGAACGGCCUGAUGCUGCUCCUGAUCAGCCAGUUGCGGGAGAUGGGUCGCCUGGGCAAGCCGUUUGUGGACAAGGAGAACAUGUGCCGGCCACUGGACGAUGUCCUAAACGAGUAUGAUGGCAAGAUGGAUGGAGAGCUGGAGUCAGAUCCCCUGGAGACGGAUACAAACGCCUCUGGAUGCGGCAGCAGUGGUGGGUUUUCUGAAAUAAAUGAACCCCUGGCCAAUCGGGAGCUUUUCAAGGAGAUCAACACCCUGGGCGGCGGCACUUUUGAGACUGAGAAGCUCUGCUCAAGCCACUACCUUAAGCUGGAUAAGAAUCUGGCUAAUAAACCUACUUCCGGAAAGCAGGAACUUCACCUACAGGACAGAAUCUGGAGGGCCACCAUUCGGGCCAUCGAUCGCCUAAAGGAUUGGACAGGGGAUACCCAGAAGAUUGAUUUCCUGGCCACAUGCUUCGAGCCAUUCCUCGAAAACGAGCCUAGCAUUAGCGGCCAGAUUCACGAGCUGGAUCGUCGCCUAGAAGCCAUGAUGGAUGACAUGGUCAAGCAGGCCGCCGAGCGGAGGUACAACAACAUGCGAAUGAUGUAUACCUGUGUCUUUCAGCACCAGAAGAGUUGCUGUAAGGUAAGGCUAAAGGAGCUGGAAAAGUCGGAGAAGUUGCUGAUGGAGGAAAAACAGAAACUUCGUGCCUAUGCCGAGGAUCUGAAGCGCCGCGAGGAUAUGCUCGAGCGGCACGAGGCUAUGGCCGUGCAGGUGGUCAAGUGUCCCGAACCCGAAAAGCUGCUGCUCCUAAGCCCCAGGACUUCAGGCUGUGAGCAUUGUCAGAACGUAAGAGUGGCCCAGAAGAGCCGGACUUGCCGUUACCACAGGCAUCUCUCCCAGUCUCGCUUUGUCCAGGAGCUGGGGAAAUUAUCCGAUGGACCGAGCGAUCUGCCCGAUGGACGGCAGUUGUAAUCCAGCUUUAUUUUAUAUAUUUUUCUCCCUCUAUUUUCUUGU